AUGAAGUGUAUCGGCAAGUCUGAGGCUUGUUCGUUUAAGACGGUAUUGAGGGGGCUCAGACCCCAAACCAAGUCCACCGCAGCCUAUUUUUGGGCCGUGGUCAUCUGCAUCGGAUCACUAUUAGCGGCAAGCCACUUUAGUACCUACGGCCAUACCGCUGCCCUUUUCGCUAUCGCAUCACAUUCUACUUCUUUUAGUUCUCCUAUUCCUAGUAUUUUCUUUGAUGAUUUUGGCACCGAUAUAAAUGUCUAUCUUAGUACUUUUCUUGGUGCUGUUGACCUCUUUGGACAUGAGCUAAGGCUCCUCGAAAACAAUCCUUUCUGGCCCGAUGGACGGACAUCGCAGGCUAGUUAUGACUGGGAGGCGAGUGGCUACAACUACCACGAGACGCCUACCAUAACUGGCAACGAUAGUCGGAGCCUAAAUUGUCCUACCCUCCCACUUGGCGAUGUUUUGCACGAUGCAUUGCCUACAUUCCCUCAAGGUCCCCAUAAUCAAACCACACCAGACUCUAGUGGUUCGCCCCUAACAGCACUCGUUUCUGUUCCUUCUACACCUAUUUCCUCAGUUAGGACUACCGUCUGCCUCGCCGAACUAGAAAAUGACGCCAUUUGCUUCGAACCUCAAGCUGGAUUGCCCUCGGUACAUGCAGCAGCUUCUCCGGCGACUGGGGAUGUCUUCGCCUCUGAAACCUUAGACUUGGUAGACUGCACUCGAUGCCCAAAGCAAUUUUCAGGCACCGAUAAACUCAGGGAGCACACUGCCUCGGCUCAUCCUACCCCCGGUUGUCAAUGCGCAUGUGAUGUCUGCACCGGCAAGAUUGGUGGUGAAUGCAACCUCACCACCGGUGUCGCUCCAUACCGAUGUCGAUGUGGGUUGCAAUCCAUGCAGAAACAGCACUUCAAAGCACAUAUCAGAACAGCCAAUCGCCGACAGAUUCAGUGCCGCUGUAGCAAUGUUUAUCGCGAAGACAAGUUCAAGUCGCAUGCCAAGUCAUGCAAACAAGGUGACCACCCCUUUGUUUGCUGGCGUCCAGGUACUGCCCACCGAGUUCAAUACACGUCCAAGGAAAGCUUUAUGAUUCACUACGAUCAGUGCGAGCGAAGGAGGAAAGGCCGACCGCGAAAUAGGAUCGUUUCGAAUAACGCAGGAUUGGAAUGA
This is a messenger RNA of Ilyonectria robusta, 1161 nucleotides long. RefSeq lists its product as uncharacterized. The record is from RefSeq and is a predicted model, not a curated record. The transcript has 3 exons. The coding region runs from base 1 to 1161 and encodes 386 amino acids. Lineage: Eukaryota; Fungi; Ascomycota; Sordariomycetes; Hypocreales; Nectriaceae.